AGCUGAGUGCGGUGUUGUCAGGGGGCACCUGCUGCAAACAUUAAAGAAGCUAGAUUCAAGCGGUCUAGUAUCUAAAUGUAGUGUUGUUGAUAGUUCAUUUAUUUUACUUACACAUCAUUUGAAUAUGAUGAUCGGUCAGAGGAACAGGACGCUAUGUCGGGAAUUCACUGGACCAACGCCCCAUUCAGUUGCAGUGAGAGCAAGGUUGCCUUCCUCAAAACCUCCGGACCAUCUUAUUCUGGAGAGGAGGAAACAGGAAGCAGCACGGGACAAGAUAUUGGAGUUUACACGAAACCAAAGCACCUGCGACAUGAGAAUGCACUGGGAGAAGAAUUCCGAUCGGCAAAUUCUCUUGGGCACCAUCGAGAGACGUGUGAACAAAGCCCUGGAGAAGUAUCAGCUAAGCAUCGAGGAACGGAGAGAUAGGCUCCAUGCUUUGUUGGAGGCAGAGGAGAGAGAACUCAUGAGGGAGAUGGAGGAGAGGAAGGAGACCAUUCUGGAGAGGCAAGCAAAGAUGCGAGAGAGGGCCAAGGCACUGCGUGAGAGGAGAGAAAGUGAUCGACAGAAAGUGGUGGAAGAAAAGCUGGAGCAACUCUUCAGGGAGCGGAGCGAGGAGCUGCGGGCCAUCGAGACACGCCGGCGCCAGGAUGAGGUCUGCACCGAGAGGGCCGCCCAGAUCCGCUCGCGGGAGGAGUCGCGGCGGCGGCGGGCGGACGAGGAGCGGCUCUUCGCCCAGCUGUGGGAGAGCGACCGGCAGGCCAAGCAGGAGCGCGAGAGCCAGGAGGCGCUGCGGCAGCGCGAGAGCAACGCCGAGCAGGUGGCCUUCCUGCGCAUGCAGAGGGAGGCCGCCGAGCAGCAGAGAGCCGAGGCCAAGCGGCUGAAGGAGGAGGAGGCUCAGAUACUCCGGGAGCAGAGGGAGAUACUGCGUCUGGAGGACGAGAGGCUGCGGCGCCAGAAGCUCCAGAGCCAGGACAGCCGGCGCCGCUUGCUGGACCAGUCGCUGCGGCUGAAGAUGAAGCGCCUGGCUCAGCAGCAGCAGGACGAGCUGGCCCUGGACAUGAGCCUCCUGGAGCAGCUGCUGGCCGAGGAGAAGGACGAGAAGCAGGGAGAUGCCACCAAGAAGCUGGUGCUGCGUGAGGAGCAGAGCAGGUACCAGAGGUACUUGGCUGAGCAGCUGGAGGAGCAGCGGAGGCAGGAGGCUGAGACAGAGCAGCUGAUCGAGGCCGAGCUGCAGCUGACCUGGUCCCGCCGCGCUGAGAAGAACCGCCGGGAGAAGGAGGCCCGCGAUCGCCUCAUGAAGGACGUCAUGGACACCCGCCGCAUACAGAUCCAGCACAAACUGAAUGAGAACAUGCAAAGGCAGGCGGAGCUGGCUGAGGAGAGAGAGGAGCUGAACAGAGCCGUCCAGCAGAACAAACUGCUGGACGAGGAGGAGAAAAGACGUCUGAAAGAGGCCAGCCUGGAAUAUCAGGCAGACCUGUUGGCCCAGAUGCUUCACCAGCAGAAGGUGUGUGAGGUGGAGCAAGCCGAGGCAGACAGUGAGCACCAGAGGGGCCUGGCCUUCCAACAGGAGUAUAACAGGAAGGUCCAAGGCAUCCUCUCGAGGCCCACAUCCAACACCACCCCUGUGCACCCCUUCAGGAGAAGGGACCUCCAGCCUCUAGCUACGGUGGCCCAGCUGGAUCUUUCUAUGGCUUAGUAAAUCAGGUCACAGGCUGCAGUGGUCACAGGCUGCAGUCAGGUGGAGGUAUAUGUUUAUCAUCAAAUGGCAUUAUACAACUGAAGAAAAACAAAUAAAUGCAUAAUAGUUAUUCA
Messenger RNA from Sardina pilchardus (European sardine), 1815 nucleotides. RefSeq names its product cilia and flagella associated protein 53 (gene cfap53). NCBI's taxonomy places the organism in Eukaryota, Metazoa, Chordata, Actinopteri, Clupeiformes, Clupeidae. Bases 125 to 1699 code for a protein of 524 amino acids. The record is from RefSeq and is a predicted model, not a curated record. The transcript has 8 exons.